This is a messenger RNA of Asterias rubens (European starfish), 4202 nucleotides long. Its product is annotated as glucose-6-phosphate 1-dehydrogenase-like. Gene Ontology annotation, cellular component: cytosol. Gene Ontology annotation, molecular function: NADP binding; glucose-6-phosphate dehydrogenase activity. The record is from RefSeq and is a predicted model, not a curated record. The transcript is spliced from 13 exons. The coding region runs from base 302 to 2017 and encodes 571 amino acids. NCBI's taxonomy places the organism in Eukaryota, Metazoa, Echinodermata, Asteroidea, Forcipulatida, Asteriidae. Gene Ontology annotation, biological process: pentose-phosphate shunt, oxidative branch; glucose metabolic process.
UAAUACCUCUCAGUGCACCGUAAUGCACUGCAAACAAAGUUCGGUUUGUUUGUUCACAACACACAGGUGAACUUGCAUUGGCAACACCAAACCGCUCUGCACUCGAGGGUACCCGUUGGAACCGCUGUGCACACUUCUUGUUGCUGGCCAUUUUCUUUUCCGACAAUUAACUUGUCGCAGGAGAACUGUUGGGUAUUGAGCAACUACCCCUUCAUACAUUGAACAAAAUAGAGUGUCUUUCUUAACAAAAAUCACCGACGAAGAGGAGACCAAAAUACAGCAUCUUUCCCCCGAUGCUCCUAUGCCCCCUAUGGGCAACAGCGCUUCUGCCAACAAGAGGAAAAAACCACAAGUCAUCAAAACAUCACCAGAAUUAGAAGUCCAGACUAUCACGAAGAAACAACCUCCACAGUCUGCAGAAACGGCGACCAAACCAGAACAGGUUGACAAAAUGGCCACACAACAGAAUGGACAACGCCAGUCUGAAGCAGAUGCAGAAAAGAGUCGCCAGGAGGGCUUGAGCAUCAUCCAGGGGACGAUGAAUGAAAAGUGUGGUGAUGAUCUCCAUAUCUUCAUCAUCCUCGGUGCCUCAGGUGAUCUUGCGAAGAAGAAAAUUUACCCGACGUUGUGGUGGCUGUACAAGGACGGGCUCCUUCCAAAACGGACUCUGUUUGUCGGCUUUGCCAGAUCGGUUUUGGCUAUCUCGGACAUCAAAAGCAGAGCCAAACCUUUCCUGAAGUUGAAACCUGGUGAAGAGGAAAAACUUGAUACCUUUUUUGCGGCCAACCGCUACGUCAAGGGCUCUUACACAGAUGACUCGGCCUUUGAACAUCUCAACGAGGUGUUGACUGGAUUGGAGAAAAACGAGAGAGCAAACAGAGUUUUCUAUCUUGCUCUACCACCGAGCGUGUUCAAGGAUGUGACCAAACAUAUCAAGACGCACUGCAUGGCACCAAAGGGCUGGUCCCGAGUGAUUGUCGAGAAGCCUUUUGGUCGUGACUUACAGUCUUCUAACGAGUUAUCAAAUCACCUUGGGGCGCUGUUCACAGAGGAUCAGCUGUAUCGUAUCGAUCACUACUUAGGAAAGGAGAUGGUGCAGAAUAUCAUGAUUCUAAGAUUUGGGAACCGGUUGUUUGGGCCAGUGUGGAAUCGUGACAGUAUCGCUAGCGUGGUGAUUACGUUCAAGGAACCGAUUGGAACGGGGGGCCGUGGAGGUUACUUUGAUCAAUUUGGCAUCAUCAGGGAUGUGAUGCAGAAUCACCUCUUCCAGAUCUUAACAUUGGUUGCAAUGGAGAAACCAACCAGCGCUGGUGCAGAUGAUAUGCGAGAUGAAAAGGUGAAAGUGAGUAAAUGCAUUUCACCCCUCAAGCUAAAUGAGAUGGUCCUGGGACAGUACAUCGGUAACCCGAAGGGAGAAGGGGAAGGUAAAGAGGGGUACCUGGAUGACCCCACAGUGCCUCGAGGUUCUGUCACGCCAACGUUUGCUGCUGCAGUCUUCAAAAUCAACAAUGAGAGAUGGGACGGUGUUCCUUUUAUCCUGAAAUGUGGAAAAGCACUCAACGAACGUAAGGCAGAGGUUCGAAUCCAGUUCAGGGAUGUCCCAGGGGACAUAUUCUCUGGCGACUGUAAACGCAACGAGCUGGUCAUCCGUGUGCAGCCCAACGAGGCUGUAUAUUGUAAAAUGAUGACUAAAUCUCCGGGGAUGUCCUUCGCCCCUAAGGAGACCGAGUUGGAUCUCACUUACGGAGCUAGAUAUAAGGAUCUCAAGAUGCCGGACGCAUAUGAACGCCUCAUCCUGGACGUCUUCUGUGGAAGUCAAAUUCACUUUGUUCGAAGUGACGAGCUGAAAGAGGCGUGGCGCAUCUUCACACCGGUCCUUCAUCAGAUCGAGAAUGACAAACCCAAACCAAUUGAUUAUGUCUUCGGCAGCCGAGGACCACCAGAGGCAGACCAGCUUCUAGAGAAGAACAACUUCCAUUUUACAGGAACAUACAAGUGGACCAACCCUAACUUGUAGAAUGUGACCUCAACCUGCCUUCUUUACCCCUUUCCUCUUCCAACCUAGUGUCACGUUCACCCCUAGAAUGCCCCAUAGACUGUGGGGGUGGAGAAAGAAGCAGCAAACAGUCGAGGAAGAUGGAAUGUGUCUAGAAACUAAUUAUCCGCAGUUGGUUUCACAAAAGUGGGAAAGUCACCAAGUCUUGACUUUGAGACUCUGCUGUGACCCUUUUCAUCUUUAAGAAAGGCAAUUGAACUGGAGUUAUCUUGUCACCCAGGCAGUGCCAGGGGCCGAUUUCACAAUGCGUUUUGGUCAUCGCAAACGCCAGAAAUCAUUUGCUAUAUCCAAAAUCCAUCGCAACUAGGCGAUGGAUUUUGAAAAAUAGAUUUCAGUAAAACUUUGCGGUGAGUAUACUCAUCGCAAAAUUUUAUUUAUCGAUGACAAUCUUGUCGUGACUCGUUAGUGGGCGUAAAAUCAGUGAGUGCGAUGGAUUGGCGGUUUCGCAAGUGUGUUAGCGAUGAUCGCAAACAUAGACGUUAGUGAAAUCGGCCCCAACUGUACAUGUACAUGUAUGCCUGUGGUAGGGUUAAGAUACUAACUUGAUUGAGUGCUAUGUUAGCUGCCUGCCUCCUAAGGAGUUCACGUGGUUGACGGACUGCCAUUGCCUGAAACGUUUAAUGACGUUAUCUCAUGAAUUGUUUAGAUUUUGUAUCUGUAUUAAAAUAUGAUGUGAUGCGAAUUGACAAGUUAAAAUUAUUUUGUAUCAUUCCAACGUCUAGACAGUUUUUUGCUUUCUUUCUUUCGCAAUUUUACAUAAUAUCACAUAUUAGCGAUGUUUUUGGAUAACAUUUUUAGAGAUGAGUGUGUUAAGUAGGAGGAUCCCUUGAGGGGAGAAAACUACAUGUAGGGCCUACUGGAACUGCCUCUUGAUAUUGGCCUUUCUCAGUGGUCUAAUUGGUAAGACACUGCUCUUGAAUUGCAAAGGUUGUGGGUUCGUACCCAACCCAAAAAUAUGCUUAUGGUUUGUUUUCACUGGAAAGUACCAAGUAUACAGUGCUAAAACCCACCGGUUUAUAUCAAUUACAUAUUUGUUGUUUAUAAGUUGGAGCAGUUCAAGAUAAGGUAGAUCAAUUGCAAUAAAGUGAAUGUUUUUUUUUCUGUCUGAACAAUUGGCUCCUAAUCUGUUGGCAAGUACAAAAUAUCACCUUGGUGUGUGGUUUACAAAGAGUCUAUUCGGAGUGUUUGAUUUAUAUCUUGGGAUUAUUACAAAUUAACCGACCCCCCUCAAAUCUAUAAAAACCAAACUAUAUUUGUUUGAGUUAAAUGCUUGCUGGUUCAAAGCAUUGGAACAUCAGGCAAUCUACUUCAUUAGCCAAUUUCAAAACUUUGCUUCAAUUUCACUUUUUUAUCGGCGCUUCUGCUAUGAGCUCUGACUGUUGGAUUGUGGGGCGUUAUGAAUUAAACAUGAUGGCAUGAUAUGAAACCUACAUGUAAUGAGGUGGGCCCUACGUAUGUAGGUGGGCAUAACUGUGCCCUAGUAAUGACCAGAAGCAAAGAAAUUGCUAAAAGAAUAUAUGCAAGUAGAUAUAUUUAAACAAAUGAAUUGGUCCAGCAAGUGAGCGGGUGGCUAGUUUACUACCACCAUUAGGUCGGGGGUAGACUUUUGAAGCCAAGACUUGGUAAAAUAUUGUGUUUAUAAACACUAAAAAGUAUUUUUAUACCUGUACUUUAGUACUAGAGAGUUUGUUUAUUUUAUAGAAAAUUCUAUUUGCGACGAUAUGGGAUUGAAGUUGCAAGUAAAAGUCUAAUUUUUACCUAUUAUUUUAUAAAUAGUUUAUGUUUACUGUGGUUAACAUUUAGCUGGAAAGUUUCUGUUUACUUAAAGUUUUUUUCCCAAACAUCUUAGACAAAUUUUACAGAUAUUUAUAAGUUAUUUCUCAAUUAUUUCUUGGUGUUAAGGAAGCAGCAAUUAUGUGGCUUUUUCGUAUGCAGACCUGCUGCUUUGAGGUUACAAAAGAUAUCUAAACUAAAUGUAGCAUAAUAAAUAUACUCUUUCAAUUUAAAGUAUUGUAAAGACCCUGAAAUAUUAUGCAUUUCAGAUUUGAUAUUUGUUCCAAACUGGUUGUAUAUUCGGCAAAAGAACAUGUACAAAUUCUUUGUCCCUUGUUCCAAUAAAAAAAAAAAAAGGUAUUUGGAAUCUUAA